UACGACCAUAGACAUUUCUACUACUGUAACAUCGCAGGUUACAACGUCAACGGAUAUAACAACACAAACGACUGGAAUGCAACCUACAACCACCAAACCCCCAAUGACAUCGGAAGGUGAAAGGAUGACUAAAACAGAAGCAUUAACAACGCUUAACACAGUACUUAUGACAGAUGCAACAACGAAACUGUCAACAACAGAGAUAAGAACCUCACAACCUCAAACAACAGCUACCACAAGGGCACGUCGCAGUACGACGUUGUUGAAAACGACAACAGAAGAGCAUACUACUGCGUUGCCAGAAACGUCAGCGAGUACGAAACAGCUGACUUCAUCGCAAAUGACUGCGCAGACUUUAACCUCGACAGGACGUAGGGCAACAACAAAACCUACAUCCUCUACCCUGGGGAAUGCAGUUACAACAAACUUUUUAACAACCACUUCCGAGGGAGACCUUACAACAGAGAUGACAACAAAACCUACACUGUCAAUGUCAAGUACCGACUCUACUACAACAGGGAUCAAAACGUCACCUUCGUCUGAGGCAGUGUCCCUAACCGAUAUCACAACCAAAGUGCCAACAAAGUUUGCAACAAAAUCUGCAACAGGAGUCAGCACUGCAAGACCAACUCAACCAUCCACAGUGGGCAUUUCCACUUCGACUUCAACAAAAACUGAGCGAGCAACAACUAUAGCUACAACUGUUGUGACAGCUCUAGCCACUACGGAAUCCACCCAAGAGAUGUCAGUGGCCACUACGGAACCCACCUCUGAGGCUUCAACCGCCUCUACAGAACGCACCUCUGAGUCUUCAACCGCCACUACUGAACUCACCUCUGAUGUUUCAACCGCCACUACUGAACCCACCUCCAAGGCUUCAACGGCAACUACAGAACACACCUCUAAGAUGUCAACUUCAGAGACCAUGGCAUCAGUACCAUCUACUGCAACACUCCCCGAGACCACCAACGAAGGAACGACUAUCCAGGUCACAACUGUAACAACGAAACCAGAAACGACAUUCACCACCGCUGGCCGUACAACACGAGCUUCUACCAUAUCCUCUACUACAAUACCACCUUUUACAACAAGUGUACAAACGUCUGAGCUGUCUACAAUUGCAACAACGUCCAAAACAACUGGUCGUGCAACUAGGGUAUCAACCAUAGCUUCUACAUCAACACCAUCCCAAGUUACAAGUGGGUUUACAACAGACCAGCACUCAACUGUAACAACAAAACUAGAGACGACUGUACUAACCACUAGUCCUACGACAACAAUGCCAUCUACAACAGCUAGGGAAACAACUGGUCCACGUACAACUUAUAAAACCGUCAUGGAAACAUUAGACACGACUAUCGGUAUUACUACAACAAAAACAUCUACCAUGUUACCUACUGAAACAAUUCCAUUCACAGCAUCAAGUGCAAAAACGUCCGGUCAGGUCACAACUGAAACAACAAAGCCAGAAACUACAACAAUAACUGCUAAGCCAACAACAGGGGCUUCUUCUAUAGCGUCUACCUCAACUAUGACACCCAUGACAAGUGACAUGACAUCUGACCAGAUUACAACUGAGACAACGGUCAAAACCGCUGGUCACACAACUAGGGCAUCAAACAUAGCUUCAACAACAAGCAUAUCAUCCCCAGCAACAAGUGACGUUACAACAGACCAGUUCUCUACUGUGACAACAGCACCAGAGACGGCUGUACCAACCACUAGUCCCACAACAAGGACCUCUUCAAUAGCAUCUACUGCAACAAUACCAUUUACAACAGGAACUUCGUCUAUAUUGUUCACCUCAACUCUGCCAUCAACGACAAGUGAAAUGACAUCUGAUCAGUUUACAACUGAAACAACAGUCAAAACUGCUGGUAGUACAACGGCCUCAACAAUAUCAUCUACUUCAGGACCACCAUCUGAAACAACUACAACGGGCCAGUUCUCAACUGUUACAGCAAAACCAGCAAUGACUGUACCAACUGCUAGUCUUACAACAAGGACUUCUACAAUAGCAUCCACUGAAACAACAAGGAAACCAACAACUGGUCCGCGGACAACUCAUAAAACCGUAUUAGAAACAUUAGGUACAACCCCUGGACCUACAACAAAGACUUCUACCAUGUUACGUACUGAGACAAUUCCAGUCACAACAUCGAGUGCAAAAACGUCCGGCCAGGUCACAACUGAAACAACACAACCAGAAACUACAGGCACCACUGCUAAGCCAACAACAAGGGUUUCUUCCAUAGCGUCUACCUCAACUAUGACACCCAUGACAAGUGACAUGACAUCUGGCCAGAUUACAACUGAGACAACGGUCAAAACCACCGGUCGUACAACUAGGGCAUCAACCAUUGCUUCCACAAGAAGAAUAACAUCUCCAGCAACAAGUAGAGUUACAACAGACCAGUUCUCUACUGUACCAACAGCACCAAACACUACUGUACCAACCACUAGUACUACUUCAACAAUGCCAUUUACAACAAAAAUAGAAACAACUGGUCCGCAUACAACUUACAGAACCGUGCUAGAAACAUCAGACACAACUACCGGCAUUACUACAACAAAAACCUCUACCAUGUUACCUACUGAAACAAUUCCAGUCACGACAUCGAGUGCAAAAACGUCCGGCCAGGUCACAACUGAAACAACACAACCAGAAACUACAGGCACCACUGCUAAGCCAACAACAAGGGUUUCUUCUAUAGCGUCUACCUCAACUAUGACACCCAUGACAAGUGACAUGACAUCUGGCGAGAUUACAAGUGAGACAACGGUCAAAACCACCGGUCGUACAACUAGGGCAUCAACCAUUGCUUCCACAAGAAGAAUAACAUCUCCAGCAACAAGUAGAGUUAAAACAGACCAGUUCUCAACUGUUACAACAGCACUAGAGACGACUGUACCAACGACUAGUCCAACAACAGGAGUUUAUACAUCUACUUCAUCAAUACCAUUAACAACAAUGGCUUCUUCUACAGCGUCCACUUCAACUCUGCCAUCCAAGACAAGUGAUAAGUUAACAACUGAAACAACUGUCAAAACCGAUAGUCGUACAACAACCUCAACAAUAGCAGCUACUUCAGGAAAAACAUCUGAAACAACAAGUAAAGCUACAAUGGGCCAGUUCUCAACUGUUACAGCUAAACCAGCAACGACUGUACCAACUGCUAGUCUUACAACAAGGACCUCUACAAUAGCAUCCACUGAAACAACAAGGAAACCAACAACUGGUCCGCGGACAACUCAUAAAACCGUACUAGAAACAUUGGGUACAACCCCUGGACCUACAACAAAGACUUCUACCAUGUUACGUACUGAGACAAUUCCAGUCACAACAUCGAGUGCAAAAACGUCCGGUCAGUUUACAACUGAAAUAACACAACCAGAAACUACAGCCACCACUACUAGUAUAACAACAAGGUCUUCAUCUAUAGCGUCUACCUCAACUAUGUUAUCCAUGACAAGUGAAAUGACAUCCAGCCAGUUCACAACUGAAACAACGCAAGCAGAAACGACAGCCAGCACUGUUAGUUCUACCUCAAUGGCUUCAUCCAUAGCAUCCACUGCAACACUGCCAUCUACAACGGAUAAAAUGACAUCUGAUCAAUUUACAACUGAAACAACAAUCAAAACCACUGGUCACACAACAAGGCCCUCCACUGUGGCUUCUACAACAAGAAUACUACCACACAUAUCAACUAGAAUUACAACAGGCCAUCUCUCUACUGUAACAACAGAACCAGGGACGACUGUACCAACCACUGGCUUUACAACAAGGACCUCUACAAUAGCGUCCACAGCAAGAAUACCAUCUACAACAACAAGGAAAAUAACAACUGGCCCAAAGACAACCCAUACAACAGUUCUAGAAACAUUACGCACAACUGUUGGUCCUACUACAAGAGCUUCUACCAUCACGUCUACUGAAACAAUGCCAUUUACAACAACACGUGCUACAAUAUCUGGUCAGGUAACAACAGAAACAACAAAGCCAGAAACGACAAGAGAUGUGUCUACGACAAAAGCGUCCCCCAAAGCAUCCACUGCAACAAUAAGUGCAGAAACAACUGGUCAGGUAACAACUAAAACAGCCCAGCCAAGAACCACAGUCACUACCGAUAGUACUACAACAAGUACGUCCUCCGUAUCAUCCGCUGCAACAAUACCUUUUACGACAACAAAUGACUUGACUACAGGCCAGCUCUCCACUGAAACCGAACAAACGACGACGACCUAUCCAACUGUUAGUCCUGUUGUGUUCUCUGCAGCAACAAGUGAAAUAACAACUGGAGAAUUUACAACGUUUACCACUGAACCAAGUACAACAGCCGAAACUGCUACUUCACGAAUGACUUCUACAGUAACACCAACUGUAACAAUGCCAUUUACAACAACCGGCAGAAUAUCAACGACAACCCAGAUUACAACCCAUAGAACGGUACUGGAAACAUUGGCCACAACAGCUGAGCCAACAACAACAGCUGAGCCAACAACAACCGCUGAGCCUAUAACAACCGCUGAGCCUACAACGACCGCUGGGUCUACAACAACCUUUGGGCCUACAACGAGGGCUUCUACAGUACCAACUACUGCAACAUUCCCGGCGACAACCACUGGGCCUACAACAACCGCUGGACAUACAACAACCAAUGGGCCUACAACAACCACUGAUCCUACAACAACAGCUGAGCCUACAACACCCGAUGGGCCUACAACACCCGAUGGGCCUACAACAACCGCUGGGCCAACAACAACAGCUGGGCCAACAACAACCACUAAGCCUACAACAACAGCUGGGCCUACAACAACCGCUAGGCUUACAACAACCACUGGGCUUACAACAACCACUGGGCCAACAACACCUGCUGGGCCUACGGCAACCACUCAGCCUACAACAACAGCUGGGCCUACAUCAACCGCUGGGCCUACAACAACCGCUGAACCUACAACAACCGCUGGGUCUGCAACAACAGCUGGGCCUACAACAACCGCUGGGUCUGCAACAACAGCUGGGCCUACAACAACCACUGGGCCAACAACACCUGCUGGGCCUACAACAACCACUGGGCCAACAACACAUGCUGGGCCUACAGCAACCACUCAGCCUACAACAACCGCUGGGCCUACAACAACCGCUGGGCCUUCAACAACCACUGGACCUACAAUAACCACUGGGUCUACAACAACCGCUGGGCCUACAACAACCGCUGGGUCUACAACAACAGCUGGGAUUACAACAACAGCUGGGUCUACAACAACCGCUGAGUCUACAACAACCGCUGGGCCUACAACAACCUCUGGGCCUACAACAAGGGCUUCUACAGUAUCAUCUACUGCAACUCUCCCGGCGACAACCAGUGAAACAUCUGAGGCUACUACAGAAGUCACCUCUGAGGCGACAGAUGUGAUAUAA
This is a messenger RNA of Branchiostoma floridae (Florida lancelet), 5422 nucleotides long. RefSeq names its product mucin-2-like. The record is from RefSeq and is a predicted model, not a curated record. Lineage: Eukaryota; Metazoa; Chordata; Leptocardii; Amphioxiformes; Branchiostomatidae. Bases 77 to 5422 code for a protein of 1781 amino acids. The transcript has 2 exons.